AUGGCGGGGCGGCGGUGCGCGGGCGGGGCGGCCGCCUUGGCUGAGGCGCCGGGCUGCGGCGCAGCGGCGGAGCCGGCUCGGGAGCUCUUCGAGGCCUGCAGGAACGGGGACGUGGAGCGGGUCAAGCGGCUGGUGCGGCCCGAGAACGUGAAUAGCCGGGACACGGCGGGCAGGAAGUCCAGCCCGCUGCACUUCGCCGCAGGUUUUGGUCGGAAGGAUGUAGUUGAAUAUUUACUUCAAAGUGGUGCCAAUGUCCACGCACGAGAUGAUGGAGGCCUUAUUCCUCUUCACAACGCUUGCUCUUUUGGUCAUGCUGAAGUUGUCAAUCUUCUCUUACGGCAUGGUGCAGAUCCUAAUGCUCGGGAUAAUUGGAAUUACACUCCCCUUCAUGAAGCUGCCAUUAAGGGCAAGACAGAUGUCUGCAUUGUACUGCUGCAGCAUGGUGCUGAACCAACCAUCCGGAACACAGAUGGACGAACAGCUUUGGAUUUAGCAGACCCGUCUGCAAAAGCAGUGCUGACUGGUGAAUACAAGAAAGAUGAACUCUUAGAAAGUGCCAGGAGUGGAAAUGAAGAAAAGAUGAUGUCUCUUCUUACACCAUUAAAUGUUAACUGUCACGCAAGUGAUGGCAGAAAGUCUACUCCUUUACAUUUAGCAGCUGGGUAUAACCGUGUAAAAAUAGUACAGCUCUUACUGCAACAUGGGGCUGACGUACAUGCUAAGGAUAAAGGAGAUUUGGUGCCACUUCACAAUGCCUGUUCCUAUGGUCAUUAUGAAGUAACAGAGCUUCUAGUAAAGCAUGGAGCGUGUGUGAAUGCAGUGGAUCUGUGGCAAUUCACCCCUCUGCAUGAAGCAGCUUCUAAGAACAGGGUGGAAGUAUGUUCUCUUUUGUUAAGUUAUGGUGCUGACCCAACACUGUUGAACUGUCACAACAAAAGCACCAUUGAUUUGGCUCCAACACCCCAAUUAAAAGAACGAUUAGCAUAUGAAUUCAAAGGUCACUCACUGCUACAGGCUGCAAGAGAAUCAGAUGUAGCUCGUAUAAAGAAACAUCUUUCUUUGGAGACAGUGAACUUCAAACAUCCUCAAACACAUGAGACAGCAUUGCACUGUGCUGCUGCAUCUCCAUAUCCUAAGAGAAAACAAGUAUGUGAAUUGCUGCUGAGGAAAGGAGCCAACAUCAAUGAAAAAACAAAAGACUUCUUGACUCCUCUGCAUGUGGCAUCAGAAAAGGCUCAUAAUGAUGUUGUUGAAGUAGUUGUGAAACAUGAAGCUAAGGUUAAUGCGUUAGAUAAUCUUGGCCAGACCUCUCUUCAUAGAGCAGCACAUUGUGGCCAUCUUCAGACGUGCAGGUUGCUAUUGAGUUCUGGAUGUGAUCCUUCCAUUGUGUCUCUGCAGGGCUUUACAGCCUUACAAAUGGGGACUGAAAGUGUGCAACAGCUACUACAAGAAGGUAUCCCAUUAGGUAAUUCUGAUGCAGAUCGACAGUUGCUGGAGGCUGCAAAGGCUGGAGAUGUGGAUACUGUAAAAAAACUAUGUACAGUUCAAAGUGUGAACUGCAGAGAUAUUGAAGGACGUCAGUCUACACCACUUCAUUUUGCAGCUGGAUAUAAUAGAGUAUCCGUUGUCGAAUAUCUUCUUCAGCAUGGAGCUGAUGUGCAUGCAAAAGAUAAGGGAGGACUUGUCCCUUUACAUAAUGCUUGCUCAUAUGGUCACUAUGAAGUUGCAGAACUGCUGGUUAAACAUGGUGCAGUUGUCAAUGUAGCUGACUUGUGGAAAUUCACUCCCUUGCAUGAAGCUGCAGCAAAAGGAAAAUACGAGAUUUGCAAGCUCCUGUUACAGCAUGGAGCAGACCCUACAAAGAAAAACAGAGAUGGAAAUACUCCUCUAGACCUUGUUAAAGAUGGUGAUACUGAUAUUCAAGACCUACUUAGAGGAGAUGCAGCUCUGCUAGAUGCUGCAAAGAAAGGUUGUUUGGCCCGAGUGAAAAAGCUGUGUUCACCUGACAAUGUUAACUGUCGGGACACGCAAGGACGGCAUUCAACACCACUACAUUUAGCAGCUGGUUACAACAAUUUGGAGGUUGCAGAGUACCUGUUACAGCAUGGAGCAGAUGUGAAUGCACAGGAUAAAGGAGGUUUGAUUCCUCUGCAUAAUGCGGCAUCUUAUGGGCACGUUGAUGUAGCAGCUUUACUUAUAAAGUAUAAUGCAUGUGUGAAUGCUACGGACAAAUGGGCUUUCACACCUCUGCAUGAAGCAGCCCAGAAAGGAAGGACACAGCUUUGUGCCUUGUUACUGGCACAUGGGGCUGAUCCUACUCUGAAAAACCAAGAAGGACAAACGCCAUUGGACCUGGUCACUGCAGAUGAUGUCAGCGCAUUAUUGACAGCAGCAAUGCCUCCUUCUGCCUUACCAACUUGCUACAAACCUCAGGUUAUAAGUGUGUCUCAGACUACAGGUUCUACAGCUGAUUCCCUGUCUUCUGUUCCAUCCAGUCCAUCCAGUCUGUCUGCUGCAAGUAGCCUUGACAACUUGUCUGGUAGUUUUUCUGAACUUCCUUCUGUUGUUGGUACAAACAGCGCAGAGGGAGCUACUGUUCUGGAGAAAAAAGAAGUUUCAGGUGUAGAUUUCAGCAUAAAUCAGUUUGUGCGGAACCUUGGCCUUGAACAUCUAAUUGACAUAUUUGAGAGAGAGCAGAUAACACUGGAUGUAUUGGUUGAAAUGGGACACAAAGAAUUGAAGGAAAUCGGAAUUAAUGCUUAUGGCCAUAGGCAUAAAAUCAUUAAAGGAGUUGAAAGACUCAUUUCUGGACAGCAAGGACUUAACCCAUACCUGACUCUAAAUACUUCUGGUAGUGGAACUAUUCUCAUUGAUCUUUCCACUGAAGAUAAGGAAUUUCAAUCAGUAGAAGAAGAGAUGCAGAGUACUGUCCGAGAGCAUAGAGAUGGAGGACAUGCUGGCGGAGUCUUCAAUAGAUACAACAUCUUAAAGAUUCAGAAAGUGUGCAACAAAAAACUAUGGGAAAGAUAUACUCACAGGAGGAAAGAGGUCUCUGAAGAGAAUCAUAACCAUGCUAAUGAAAGGAUGCUGUUUCAUGGUUCCCCAUUUGUGAAUGCAAUCAUUCACAAAGGCUUUGAUGAGAGACAUGCCUAUAUAGGCGGCAUGUUUGGAGCUGGGAUUUAUUUUGCUGAAAAUUCUUCCAAAAGCAAUCAAUAUGUGUAUGGAAUUGGAGGUGGCACUGGAUGUCCAAUUCACAAAGAUAGAUCUUGUUAUGUUUGCCACAGGCAAUUGCUGUUUUGUCGUGUAACACUGGGCAAGUCUUUCCUGCAGUUCAGUGCUAUGAAAAUGGCUCAUUCUCCCCCAGGACAUCACUCGGUCACUGGGCGACCCAGUGUAAAUGGAUUGGCAUUGGCAGAAUAUGUCAUUUACAGAGGGGAGCAGGCUUAUCCAGAAUACUUGAUUACUUACCAGAUUAUGAAACCUGAAGCCACUGCUGAAGCUUAAGACAAAUUACUUGUGGGAAACCAUCAGACUUCGGAUGCAAAGAUACCAAUGGCUGCCAUCCUGUUAAUUACGACGAGUUGUUGAAAAACUUUCAUCCACAGGUGGUGUGGUAGCAAAUGUGAACAAAAUAUACCAUUUUUGACUUGAUAAAGCUUUAAUAAUGUACAGUAUGUUUUUCUAAAAUUUCAGAAAUGUCCUCUUUUUCAGCACUUUAACAGAUACCAUUCCAGGCAUGAACUGGGGUUUGGCUGUACUAAAUUAUAAACAAAAAUUAACUUGAAACAAUGGUUUUAUACAAUACUGCAUUGAAAUUAGCAGAAAUUGUAAUGCUCUAUACAGGAACUCAUUUUACUAAUAUUGUGUUCUUUAAAACACUGCAUUUACACUGAAAAUGUUUUCAUUUGUAAAACUGUAAAUAAGAGCUUUUGUACUAGCCUGGUAUUUAUUUACAUUGCUUUGUAAUAUAAGUGUUUUAGAACUGCAACCUUGUACAAAAUGUUUUUUCCAGAUGUUGGUUUGUUCAUCUGUGUUUUCUCAUGCACGAUAGAUUUGAAAAGUGAAUUUUUUUUCAGGGUUUAUCACUUAUUUGUGAGGGAGAAAGCAAAUUUUAUCUGAAGAGGUUUAGAAAUAUCCAACUUUAGAUUGAAUACGCAAAUUUUUGUUCUGUAUUUUUAUUUAUGAAAUAUACAUUCCUGAGAAUGAUGGGCUAUGAAAAUAGAAUGUUCCAGCUGAAUACUAAAGUGUUUUUCCACCUACUUCCUAGAGUUGCAUAUUUUAUUUCUGUAAAAUGUCUUCUGAAUUUUUUUAUUUAACUAUAAGUGUAGUUAACCUGUAUCCUCACUUCAAGGCUAGUAGACCUUGCAAGUUACAGUUUUAGUAAAUUAUUUUCUUUGAAUGUAGUUGGAAAAUUAACCUCAAGGAGGUCUUUCUUGAGUUCCUCUUGCUUACAUUUAAGCCGGGAAGUUAAAUAGUUUAUUCCUAAUAUGAGGGCAACAACUUGGCCUUUUUUGUAUGCUUAAUUUGGUAAAUUAAUCUACCUGUUGGUGCCCUCAGGAUAUGAGUAUUGCGAGGUGGAAAUGUUAAAAACCAUCCUGUCAUCUCCUGUGUUUCUUCCAUGUUAAUGUUCAAGCUGUAGUUGAAGCAGGUGUGUAGAAGUGCGUUUAUCUGCAGUGCUUUUGGCUGAGUGGAACUGGUCGGGGUGCAAGGUUCUGCUCCCUGUGCUCGGCCGGCUGGGCGAGGAGUGUGUAAGUGGGAUGAGCAGCUCUUCCGUGGCAGCAGCUGCCUUCAGUAGCCCUGAUGAGACCACUUGGGUAGAGGAAGAGUACAAAAGGUACAAGCCCUUGUUCGAGUCUCAUUCAGGGUUACUGAAUGCCCCAGUCAGUUCAGUCAGCCCUAUCGUAGCUCUCUUGUGUAUUCUGCUUCUCUUCUGUCUGCAGUUUUUACCUACAUAUUUCAAAAAUAUGUAAAUACAAAUUAUAGUUCAUUUGGGGUUAAAGUGAUAGGAGUAUAUUUUAGUUGUUUUAUAUUUCUACAUACAGGACACUGUCCCAGAAGACAAUUUGUUUGCAGGGCAUGUUAUCAUACCAUGGUUUUAAAUGUAGUAACUGGUCAAGAUAAUGAAAUCGUCUUGCUGAUGUGGUGGUUAUGUGAUUAUGCUCUAUGUAAAAAUGUAUUGAACCUUACCCAGUUAUGUGGGGAAUCCGAAGAAUAAGAUUGCAUAACUCUUGCAGAAAGUCAUAUUGGCUAUGAAUAAAAAAGGCUUUGAUUUUUAGGUACUUUCUCCCAGCAUGUUGCCUGUUCCUUAGGUAUAGUAAUGCUGGAAUUGGUGUUCAUGCAAAAUCUGUUAAGUAUGUUUAAAACUUUUUUGUUAUUGCUAAAAUGCUUCAUCCUCUAUGAAUGAUCACUUAAUGUCUUGUAAAAUAUUGUGGUAUGAUAGCAUUUUAAGUGGUACCACAAUGUUGGCUUUGUCUGUCUGGGGAUUUUUUUGAGCUGUUUUUUUUGCAUGACAUACCUUGCACUCUGAAGAUGGAAGCUGUAAUGAUUUGAUAAUACUGACUAUUGAGGUGAACCUUUAAUCUCUUGUGCAAUUAGUUCUGCUUUACUCAUCUUGAAGUGUCUUUACAUGUACUGUAUAACAUUCCAUAUCCAUUUAACACUAAAUAAAUUUAAUUCACUGGUUUUCUGGUAGCAUGGGAGUAAUUACAGGUGUAGUAUGUCAACCCAUUGUUUUAAAUGUAAGCAUGCACGAUAGUAUAACAAACUACAUCAUUAGAGAGGAAAUUAAUUGCAUUAAAUAGAAAAGCUUUUAAUGUGGAUGAAAAACUGUAAAUACUGUGGAAACUUGUAGUUUGGUAUAUAGCUAACAGCUUUAGCUACUAGUGAAAAUGUUUUAAUAAUAAAUCUGGAAGUAAGCUUCAAUUUAUGCAUUUAAAACUCCAUUAUAUGGCCCAAAACUGAAAAAGAAAACUGCCUUAUGUUGGUUUUGUAAAGUGAAAAGUAACCUGAAAAUUCUUACCUUUCAGAUAACUGCAUAGGUAGCGGUAUGAUACAUACAUGAGCAACAACAAAAGUACUGCUUAGAUCACUUGUAGUAUUGCAAUAAGUAAAUAAUUUUAUUUCAGUAGGACCACUUCUAUGGUAGGAGGUUUCCAAACCAGACUCAUAUAGAGGGUUUAAAUAGAUAUGAGCACUAGAGGGCAGGAAAGCAAAUGUUUAGUAAGAUCAAGGGUGAUGAAAAUCUUUAAAGUAUCUUGGGAGUACAACUUCUAAUAAAAUUGCUUCUGAAAAUUGCACCAAUCUAGGUUGUAAAAAAUUAAAUUUUAACUUUCCAUUCUGCAUUAGUUUUUUAAAAACUAAGUAAUUAGUAUUAAAACAACUGCUGCAACUAAGCAAACUGGAAAUGUUAGGGUUUUUUUCUUAAAAACUUUACUUAUAACUUAGACCUUAGUUCUUAGAAAUUCAAAAAUAAUUUAGCCAGACUCUCCUGUCAUAUACGACUGGAAAACUUAAGAUUAUCCGUACAAUGCAUGUUCAAGAGGUAUGUUGGCACUAAUUUUGAAUGAAAAAUAAGUGUGUAUAAAAGAAGUUGCCCCUGUCUUUUCUACCCUGAACUUGCUCAUUAAACACUGUGCUGUGUGUGUAUAUGAGUACACACCCACGCUUGCUCACUCUCACUCACUUUAUUCACUAAGAAGCUGAGAAAAAGUUAACAAAGUGGCUUUUCCAGCAGACCACCAUUGUCUAGCAGCCUAGGAGCCAUUUCCCUUUCUUCUGCCCAUCUCCUGAACUUAAUGUAAUAAAACAGUUUUUCUCUUUUGCUGGAAACAACAACAGAAUCCCAUGGGUGGCUUGCCUUUUGCGUUCCAGUAAAAAAGUGUAAAGGCUUGAUUUGUGCUCAUCUAAUGCAACAACACAGCUUCAGUGCUCCCACUGAAGUUGCAGUAGGAGGUGGAGGUAGUGUCAGCAAGGGAAGGGCUAUAGUCAAGGGCGUAGAGGGAGGCGUGCGCCUCUUUUGCCCCUCUCCAGCAAGCAUAAGCAGUGGUAAUUCUGAGAGUAUCAAGGGGUUUCUUCCCUCUGCCUGUGGCUCACUAGAUCAGAAAAAGCUGCAGGCAGCCAGAACGGAAUGCAAGAUCAAAAGAAAAAGCAUGUAGAUGACUGGUUUGAAGUUAACAUGUUCUGCCCUAAAAAGGGGCAAGGUUGGUAACUGAGAGAAGACAGACAGGAGGGGAGAGAUAAUAAAAGAACUAGUAACAACUUGUAAAGAAAGAAAGGCAAGUUCUACAAGCACUGAAAACUUACGGUAGGAAUAACUAAUAUAAUUAUUAGGAAUGGCCAAGAUAAUGGUGGUGCAUCAAUUUCCCAACUUAUGUUUGAGUUAAAACAGCAAACAAGCGUUGGUAUGUAGACAUUACAGGGAUUUCAAAAUAGCUCUUCUGGAGAAGAACACACGUGUUUAGGAGGAGGAAGUUACAGCCAAUUCAAAACAUUAGCAUUGGACCUGGGAAAUAAUGUGUGCAAGAAAAAGAAAUAGGAUUUAAAAACUGAAGGCAAAUGUUCUAUACAAUAGUUCUUAAAAACACUGGGUUUUAGAGACAAGCUGAAAAAUCACAGUAGAUCGUAUACCAGUAAAUUAAAGUAUGUUACAUUAAAUUAUCUACCUGGAUUCUGUCUAGUGGUAGGAUGCAUAUGGGGAGGCGGGGGCGUGGAUUUUAAUGCAGCCAGAAAAUUCGAAGGA
Messenger RNA from Gymnogyps californianus (California condor), 7738 nucleotides. It is a transcript of the gene TNKS2, whose product is annotated as tankyrase 2. NCBI's taxonomy places the organism in Eukaryota, Metazoa, Chordata, Aves, Accipitriformes, Cathartidae. The transcript is spliced from 27 exons. Gene Ontology annotation, cellular component: cytoplasm; nucleus. Gene Ontology annotation, molecular function: NAD+ poly-ADP-ribosyltransferase activity; protein binding. The record is from RefSeq and is a predicted model, not a curated record. The coding region runs from base 1 to 3504 and encodes 1167 amino acids.